Messenger RNA from Maylandia zebra (zebra mbuna), 3526 nucleotides. Lineage: Eukaryota; Metazoa; Chordata; Actinopteri; Cichliformes; Cichlidae. The record is from RefSeq and is a predicted model, not a curated record.
UCUUCGCACUCUAGAAUCUUAGAUUUUCAAAGUCCUUCAAAUAAUUGUACUGAAACAGAAACGUCCACAAUGGCUGAAUUUCAGACUACAGGCUCUAUCCCCAUUAUUCCCGAGCAUAUUUUACCAGCUAUAACCAAGUGUUUCGAUCAGUUCUCCCAGGUACAAUGGGGAAUGAUUGAACAGGGAAUCUGGGACUCUGAUCUCCAAGCAUUACUGGCUGAUAUGAUAAUCGAAAUCAUUCAGAUAGUUUCUAGCGGCAUCCUGAAAUCUGCACUUCCCACACUUCAGGAGUUAAUGACAGACGAAUUGUCCCAAACAGGUAUCAGCAUACCUGUGGCAAAAAUAGCUCCGUCGCUGGGAGACUCUCUUUCAACCAGCAUUGGCAUCGCUCUUAACACCCCCCAUGAAAACUGUCAGUCCAGUAAGAAGCUGACAAAACUGAUUGAAUUGGAGAUCUCAGAAAAGGUCGACUCAGCUGUGACUCUACUCUUGAACAACCCGGAUUUACGGUCAGAUCCUGCCGUUUAUGUCAGUGGAAAAAUGACAACCACAAAAAACCUUCGACGCAUGGUCUCUCACGCAGCCUCGUGUUUGGAAAAAUGUGCAGGUAAGCUAAGCAGCCAGUGCAUGUCAAAGGGCGGCGCAGCUAGUUCCCCUAGCCCGUCUAAUUCAGAGAGUACUGAAUCAAAGAUCUCUGAGAAGGCAAUGGUUGUUGAGGAGGUGAGCAGCGCUCUCACCAAAUGGAGCACAGACACAGGAAUCACAGAGGACAAUAAGGAUGAAAAUGACAUGACGCCUGUAGAGAUAAAAGAAAGUGAAACUGGAGAGAUGGCGGAAAGUCGUUCCAGCACCACAGGUGAAGUGAUCGUGGCUGAUGUUGUCAGUGCAAUACUUGACACUCUGAAGUAUUCGAAUGCCGAAGAUGACACAGAAAUAGAGAAGUGCACAGAUGCUGAGACAGCUGAAAGUCUCCAGCGUCCCAGCACGCCAGCAGAAAUAGCUGCAGCUGACAUUGUAAUGACAAUAAUUGAUAAUCUGCAGUCUUUUGAUGGUGAAGAUGUCACAUCUAGUGAGAAAUGUGACUCACGCGAAUCUGCUUUUAAUGUGCAGUUAAAUAUCCAAAAGGUGAAAAACUUUUUCACGUCAUGCAUCCCAUCCAGAAAAAGCAAUGACCAAAAGCUGCACAAAGACCACUUCUGCGCUUUUGCCAAAAAGCAGUUUUACAAAAUGAUCAGAGAGAUAAAACACCUGGUGAAGAAAAACAAAAGGUUCUUCAUCUGUCUCCACGAACCGGUCAAGUCUCUUGAUGAUCAGAGAGCAGAUUGUAUGGACAGCUACAGUUCUUUUUGUAGCUAUGUAAACACACCAGUGAUGGAUAGCAUGUUUAAGAGUUCUUCCCCAGUUGAUUAUAACACCAUCAAACCUGUUCUUGAACAAAUGUUUAAUAAAUUAAACGGGCCAGAACAUUUGAACCGUAUCUGGAACCCCCUGGAAAGGAUAAAGGAAAUUGAGAUGUUUUCCAGGGAGUUGACAGAUAAAGUGUAUGACCAUCUCCAGUCAACUGAAAGAUAUGUACUCCCUGUGAUGCUAUCGGGAAAAUGUCUUUCAGACUCUGUCAUCUCUAGGUCUGCAGAGCCAACAGAUGAGUUACCCUUUUCGCCCGAGGUCCUCUAUGUGACUGUAGAAGACUCAGUGCAAAAGUUUUUGCAAAACACUCUUCUGUGGUUAGAGAAUGAUGCUUUGGAUCAAACUGUUCAAAGUGACAAGAUUUCUGGUGCCGUGGGAGACAUCCAGGAUGUGAUUUUAAGAGCACUGACUCCAACAGAGCAAAAAGAAAAUGACAGACUGUCUGAACCAGAGUCACGUCCAGAUUGUCCUCCCAAAAAUGAAACAGUCUCCUGCGUGAGUGUACUAGAGCAGGGCCCACCCCCAGAAAACAGCCCUGAGCCUGAACCAAUCACUGAAGCUGGGCUUACAGAAGCUCAAAGUCAGCCAUCAACCUCUGAAAACUUACAGGAGGAGUCUGAGAAAAUUGUCAGAGACUUCAGUAACUGUCUGUUAGAUGAGCUCCUGGAGAAAUGUCUUUUCGACACAAACUAUCUGAAUAUAGAAAAUUACGAAGCGAUCACCAGGCGUCUUACAGAUCUGCUUCUAGAUAAGGUCAGAAUCCCAGGAUAUCUGAGUGCUCUUAAAAAUAACAAACAGCGGAUGCUAAAGAAAAUGAGUAAGGCCCUUAUAAAGGAGCUUGACUCUGCAGAUCAGUUUGUACAUUCGGCUCUUACACCAGAUGAUUACACUUUUGAUGAACUUUUUCUGGAUCUCCUGGACAUGAUUAUUGAGGUUGCUUUGGAUCAAACUGUUCAAAGUGACAAGAUUUCUGGUGCCGUGGGAGACAUCCAGGAUGUGAUUUUAAGAGCACUGACUCCAACAGAGCAAAAAGAAAAUGACAGACUGUCUGAACCAGAGUCACGUCCAGAUUGUCCUCCCAAAAAUGAAACAGUCUCCUGCGUGAGUGUACUAGAGCAGGGCCCACCCCCAGAAAACAGCCCUGAGCCUGAACCAAUCACUGAAGCUGGGCUUACAGAAGCUCAAAGUCAGCCAUCAACCUCUGAAAACUUACAGGAGGAGUCUGAGAAAAUUGUCAGAGACUUCAGUAACUGUCUGUUAGAUGAGCUCCUGGAGAAAUGUCUUUUCGACACAAACUAUCUGAAUAUAGAAAAUUACGAAGCGAUCACCAGGCGUCUUACAGAUCUGCUUCUAGAUAAGGUCAGAAUCCCAGGAUAUCUGAGUGCUCUUAAAAAUAACAAACAGCGGAUGCUAAAGAAAAUGAGUAAGGCCCUUAUAAAGGAGCUUGACUCUGCAGAUCAGUUUGUACAUUCGGCUCUUACACCAGAUGAUUACACUUUUGAUGAACUUUUUCUGGAUCUCCUGGACAUGAUUAUUGAGGUUGUACUCAAUCCCCCACUGAAGUCUAAAAUUACAAGGUUCUUUCGAGCAGUGGGAAAAGCUUUAAUGAAGCCGUUUAGGAGCUGCUGUAGGGGCAGCAGCGAUGACUAAAAGACCAGCUGCACCCCCCCCCCACACACACACACACACUACAAUGCUUCUUUAAAGAUCUCGAAGCAUUUAAUAAUUUAUUCAAAAACAAUGUAAUUGGCCAACAGAAGUAUAUUUCAUCUUGUCUCCCUAUAUUGUCUCUCCAUCACCCCCAACCGGUCGCAGCAGAUGGCCGCCCCCUCUUGAGCCUGGUUCUGCUGGAGGUUUCUUCCUGUUAAAAGGGAGUUUUUUCUCCCCACUGUCGCCUAGUGCUUGCUCAAAGGGGAUCUUUUGAUUGUUGGGUAUUUUCCUGCUAAUACUGUAGGGUUUUCACCUUACAUUAUAAAGCACCUUGAGGAGACUCUUGUUUUGCUGCGAUGCUAUAUAAUCUUAGAUUUAACUGAAUUUUAAAAUCAUCCAUUAUAGCAUCAAAGUAAAACAAAAUGAAAUUUUAAGAAAAUUGAUUUACCAUCAAAUAAAAAUCCUAAUC